UUCAUGCUGACUGAUCGUGAGAACCAGUCUAUCCUGAUCACCGGAGAAUCCGGCGCAGGGAAGACUGUGAACACAAAGCGUGUCAUCCAGUACUUUGCAACAAUUGCAGCCAGCGGAGACAAGAAGAAGGAAGAGCAGCCAACAGGCAAAAUGCAGGGAACGCUUGAGGAUCAAAUCAUUAGCGCCAACCCACUGCUGGAGGCCUUUGGAAACGCCAAGACCGUGAGGAAUGACAACUCCUCACGCUUUGGCAAAUUCAUCAGAAUCCACUUUGGGGCCACAGGCAAACUAGCUUCUGCUGACAUUGAAACCUAUCUGCUGGAGAAGUCCAGAGUCACUUUCCAGCUCAAGGCAGAAAGAAGCUACCACAUAUUUUAUCAGAUCAUGUCCAACAAGAAGCCAGAGCUAAUUGACAUGCUCCUCAUUACCACCAACCCUUACGAUUUCCAGUUUGUGAGUCAAGGUGAAAUCACUGUUCCAAGCAUUGAUGACCAGGAGGAGCUCAUGGCUACAGACAGUGCCAUUGACAUCCUGGGCUUCAGUGCUGAUGAAAAGACAGCCAUCUACAAGCUGACAGGGGCUGUCAUGCACUACGGGAACCUGAAGUUCAAGCAGAAGCAACGAGAGGAGCAGGCAGAGCCAGAUGGCACAGAAGUGGCCGACAAGGCUGCCUACCUGAUGGGCCUGAACUCAGCUGAAUUGCUCAAAGCCCUGUGUUAUCCCCGAGUCAAGGUUGGGAAUGAAUACGUGACCAAAGGGCAAAAUGUGUCCCAGGUGAACAAUGCAGUUGGUGCUCUGGCAAAGGCUGUCUAUGAGAAGAUGUUCCUGUGGAUUGUUAUUCGCUUCAACCAACAGCAGGAUCCCAAGCAGCCCAGACAGUACUUCAUUGGUGUCCUGGACAUUGCUGGCUUUGAAAUCUUUGAUUUCAACAGCUUUGAGCAGCUGUGCAUCAACUUCACCAACGAGAAACUGCAACAGUUCUUCAACCACCACAUGUUCGUGCUGGAGCAGGAGGAGUACAAGAAGGAAGGAAUUGAAUGGGAGUUCAUUGACUUUGGGAUGGACCUGGCUGCCUGCAUUGAGCUCAUUGAGAAGCCCAUGGGCAUCUUCUCCAUCCUGGAAGAGGAGUGCAUGUUCCCCAAGGCAACUGACACCUCUUUCAAGAACAAGCUCUAUGACCAACAUCUGGGCAAGUCUAGUAACUUCCAGAAGCCUAAGCCUGCCAAAGGCAAGGCUGAGGCCCACUUCUCCCUGGUACACUAUGCUGGUACAGUGGACUACAACAUCACUGGCUGGCUGGAGAAGAACAAAGACCCCCUGAACGAAACAGUCAUUGGACUGUACCAGAAAUCAUCUGUGAAGACACUGGCCUUACUCUUUGCCAACUAUGGUGGAGCAGAUGCAGAGGGUGGUGGUGGCGGCAAAAAGGGUGGCAAGAAGAAGGGUUCUUCUUUCCAGACAGUCUCAGCUCUUUUCCGGGAGAAUUUAAACAAGCUGAUG
This is a messenger RNA of Merops nubicus (carmine bee-eater), 1500 nucleotides long. Its product is annotated as myosin-3-like. Gene Ontology annotation, biological process: vesicle transport along actin filament; actin filament organization. The annotation marks the transcript as partial. NCBI's taxonomy places the organism in Eukaryota, Metazoa, Chordata, Aves, Coraciiformes, Meropidae. The transcript has 14 exons. The record is from RefSeq and is a predicted model, not a curated record. Gene Ontology annotation, cellular component: vesicle; myosin complex; cytoplasm. Gene Ontology annotation, molecular function: ATP binding; actin filament binding; microfilament motor activity.